This is a messenger RNA of Salvia miltiorrhiza (redroot sage), 1181 nucleotides long. RefSeq lists its product as uncharacterized. The record is from RefSeq and is a predicted model, not a curated record. Gene Ontology annotation, molecular function: structural constituent of ribosome. Gene Ontology annotation, biological process: translation. Gene Ontology annotation, cellular component: mitochondrion; ribosome. The transcript is spliced from 6 exons. The coding region runs from base 437 to 1033 and encodes 198 amino acids. NCBI's taxonomy places the organism in Eukaryota, Viridiplantae, Streptophyta, Magnoliopsida, Lamiales, Lamiaceae.
AAUUUCUAAUCUCAAAACGUAAAAGUGAAAUUUUGUGAUUCUCUUUCCAUACCCUACCAGCCCUUCCCGCCGCUGCACACCCCAGCCCCACCCUCUCUUCUCCAUAGCGUCGCCCGGCGACGCUGUCCACCGCCGCCCUCCGUCCGCCGCUGCAAGUCCUCCGUGCGGCUACCCUCUUGCGAGUGACGUCGGCUGCCUACUCCACUUCUCGCCAGACUCCGCCGCUUCGCCACGACUCUGCCGCCCCGCUCCCGCCAGGCUCCGUCCGCCGCCCGUUGCUCAGUGCACACGUUGCCGAAAUUUACUAUAUUACCCUUCACUCGGGAUGAAAGCAUAAAGCCCUUGCCCUCGCCGCCGCUCACUGCCGUCGGCAUUUGUGAGCCUGACAGUGAUCCUCGUUCGUCUACAAAUACCUCUUCCUUAUACGGCGGAGAAGAUGGCUUAUCUGCAAUACGGAAGAAAUGCGAUGCGGCGGAGCACGAUGCACCACCCGCUGCUGUUCGCCGCUCAAGGCGUACGUUAUCGGAAGCUGGAAGUUAUCCUGACAACUACGAUUGAUAAGCUCGGAAAAGCUGGUGAAACUGUGAAGGUUGCGCCGGGGUUUUUUCGGAAUCAUUUGAUGCCGAAAUUGCUCGCUGUACCGAAUAUCGACAAGUUUGCGCAUCUCAUUCAUGAGCAGCGCAAGAUCUACCAGCCUGAGGAAGUUGAAGUGGCUAAAGUAGUUGUAAAGAAUGAUGAAACAAACACUAAAGAGUACGAGGCUGCAGCAAACCGCCUUGCUAAAACCAGAGUGAGUAUACGGAAGUUCGCCAUAGAGGGCAAAGGAGAUGAAUUGCGUGAACCAGUAACCAAAGAAGAAAUCUUGGCUGAGAUAGCGAGGCAGCUUCAGGUGCAUAUUGAACCUGAAAAUCUGCACCUACCAACUCCAUUGUCAACUCUAGGAGAGCAUAAGGUCCCACUCCGCCUGCCGAAAUCCAUUCCUAAACCGGCAGGAGAAGAUUGGAUUCUUAAUAUCAAAAUUAGGAGAAGAUAAAGGAGGACUAGCUGCUAUCUGCAAGUUGAGUGCUGUUCACCAAGAAAUCUUUUAUGUCUUCCUGGAUAUGAUUAUUGUGAUGAACUGUCAGAUGUGUAAGCAGAUUACUGAUUUAAUGCCAAUUUUUGAUCUUGCAUCUUUGGGCAAA